UUUUCUAUACUUGUUUAUACUUGUAAUAUUAUAAAAUGGAACUUGUAAAAUUAAAUGAUGAAAAUUCUUUUGAUCCAACACCAAAAUUAAAAUCUAGUCCCGUACCGAUUUUUUUUGCUUCAUUUAAUUGGGAAGAUAAAAAUUGUUUUCAUUGUGGAGAAGAGUAUGAAACGACUAUUUAUCAUCAUCAAAGUUAUUGCAAAAAAUGUUUAUCUAGUUAUUUAACCAAUAUAACUGAUAAUAAUAUGUACUUAGACGUAUAUUUAAACACAAAGGAAUUGGAAUGUAAUAAACAUGAAGUAAGUAGAACAAAAGUACCACAAAAUAUCCAAGAAUGCUGUAAAAAUUGUUUGACAAUAUUAUGUUUUAAACAAAUAGCUGGGUAUUAUUUUUAUUUGGAUAUGAGUAGUGUUCUAUACAAAAAUUUAAUUGAAAGCGACAAAUAUUGUAAGCUAUGUGAAAAAUUAUUAUAUAAAGAAACAGUCGAUAGAAAUACAAAUGAGAUAAUAUUGUGUUCAAGUUGUUAUCUAAUAUCUUCCGGAUGUAUCGAAUCAACCUUUACUAAAAAAUUUAUUUCAAUUAUUUAUUUACCAUGGUGGGAUGAUACAUCUCAGUGUCAUUAUUGUGAUGGAAAAUUAGUAUUUACAUCAAACUGUCAAAAGUAUUGUAUGAUUUGUUAUAUAUUUUCUAUUGGGUGUAGAUACUGUUUAACAACAAAUAUGAUUUUUGGAUAUACAAAUCAAUCGCAAUGUAAAAAGUGCAAGAGAAUAUCAACUAUUACUAUUGAUAUUAGAAAGAUUAUUAGUGGGAAUAGCGUUUUAGAUGAUUUUCUUUUUAGUACAAGAUCAUACUAUCAAUCAGCAAUAACUAAAUUUAUUGGUAAAGUAAAAAAUAUUGAUAAAUGGUUCUCGUCAGUUAUAACUGAUUCUUUAUAUGAUGGUAUUGAAGCAUAUUUUUUUAUGCAUUAUAUACCAUAUUCUCAAUUUACAAAUGUAAAAGAAUUAGCGGAAGGAGGAUUUAGUAUUGUGUAUCAAGCAACUUGGUUAGAUGGUCCAAAAAAUAGUAAUAAAAUUGCUAUUUUAAAAAGAUUUAAAAAUUCUCAGGACUUUAGCAAGUAUUUUAUAAAUGAGUUAAAGUCGAAUUAUCAUUGUUAUGAUGGUUAUUUGAUUAAAACUUAUGGUUUUACAAAAGAUCCUCAAUUAGAUAUUUAUAUAUUAGUUAUGGAUUAUGCUCAAAAAGGAGAUUUACAUAAGUAUUUACGAAAAAACUUUACGGAAAUUAAUUGGCAUCGUAAAUUAUUUAUCCAUAAUUAUAUUGUAAUGGGGCUUCAGGGUAUUCAUGAUGAAAAUUUCAUACAUCGAGAUUUCCACAGUGGAAAUGUGUUGGUAAGUUCGGAUAACUAUUGUAAAAUCGGAGAUCUAGGAUUAUCACGACCUGCAAAUGAUAACCAAUCUGAUAAUGAAAUAUAUGGAGUGAUACCUUAUAUUGCACCAGAAAUAUUUAAAGGGUCUGGAUUUUCUAAAGAAUCUGAUAUUUAUAGUCUGGGUAUGAUUAUGUGGGAACUGACAACAGGUUGUAAGCCUUUUGCUAAUUUUGAACAUGAUCAUAGUCUUAUCUUUAAAAUUAUUGAUGGUGUACGACCUGAAAUUACAAAAGAUACACCGGAAUGCUAUGCUAAUUUAAUGAAAAGUUGUUGGGAUCCUGAUCCCAAAAAAAGACCUUCUAUAGAUGAAAUUGAUGAUAUUAGUCAUACAUGGUAUCGUCAAAACAAUCAUGCUGAUCAAUUGGUUCAGGCUGAUUUAAUAAGGAAAGAGUUAAUAGAUUCAAAGAAGCUUGGUCCUGAGUUCAGUGAAAAGCCUCAUUCAAAAGCUAUUUAUACAAGUAGAUCAUUAAAAUCUUACAUUUCCAAGUGUUCAUCUAUAUUUUCUAAAUGUUCAUCAAUAAAUUUUACAUCAAAUGAUGAUUACAUUUCAGAAGAAUUAAAAUUAGACAUAGAUAUUGAAAGUGGACUCAACUCACUUGGAAUUAAGAGAAAUAUUGAAGAAUUAAAUAUUAAUUCUUGUGAAAAUAAUGGAAAACGCAUUAAAAAUUAAUUUCAGUUAUUUAUGAACUCCUCUUAAAUCUCUCAAAAAAAAAAAAAAAAUAAUGCAGAACUUUGUAAAUCUUUAUUUUUAGUAAAAUGUUUAAAUUUGAUUUACAAGGCGCAGGUAAAAUAAUAAAUAUGUUGGAAAAAAUUCUUACCAGUUAAAAUUGACUUAACCAAACCCAAACUUGAAACGAUUGACAAACCAAAAGUUGUUUCGUGUAUAGAACUAAUAUUCACUUCAGCAAUUUAUUCAUGAAAAAAUAAUGUAGGAUUUGUAGUCAACAUAUUUUUCAUUUAUAUUGUCUAUUAUAAAAAUUUUUUAUUUAUAUUAAUUAAUUAUUUAUAUUAUACUAUAUAUUGCGUUAAC
Messenger RNA from Rhizophagus irregularis DAOM 181602=DAOM 197198, 2453 nucleotides. NCBI's taxonomy places the organism in Eukaryota, Fungi, Glomeromycota, Glomeromycetes, Glomerales, Glomeraceae. The record is from RefSeq and is a predicted model, not a curated record.